Molecule: messenger RNA, 1127 nt
Organism: Cuscuta campestris
Lineage: Eukaryota; Viridiplantae; Streptophyta; Magnoliopsida; Solanales; Convolvulaceae
Source: the annotation of a GenBank genome assembly
AAUUCCAUCCGAACAAAUUAAAUUUGCUUUUGAAUCUAUGAAUGGUCUGGGACUACAUGAGUAGUGUUUUGAAAAAGAGAGAUUAAAGCUUGAUUCUCUUGAUGGAGCAAAAUGGCCUUCUUCCUCAACCUCUCAUUCUCUUCCACCAUUCUCAUGUUCUCCAUGCCGAGAACAAGGCCGGCGAUCCGAAAAUGGCGAAGAACGGCUCCGUUUCCAGAGGAGGAGCUCCCAAGGUCGAUGGAAACAACGCGUCGGUGACGCUGAACGUCUCUCCGAACUCGUCUUCUUCGUCGCCAUCCUGUAGAAGCAAGACCUCGACUCCCCCUCCCGUUUCCGGUCUCCGGCGCAGCACCGCCGCCUCAGCUUCCCCUUCUCGAAAGGACGAUGCCGGAAUUUCAGGCCGGGUUAGAGUUGCAGUGAGAUUACGUCCUCGAAAUGCGGAGGAGAUGGAGGCCGAUGCAGAUUUUUCAGAUUGUGUUGAAUUGCAGCCAGAGCUUAAACGGUUGAAACUUAGGAGAAACAACUGGGACACAGAUACCUAUGAAUUUGAUGAAGUGCUUACAGAGUUUGCUUCCCAAAAGCGCGUUUACGAAGCUGUAGCUAAGCCUGUUGUUGAGAGUGUCUUGGAGGGUUAUAAUGGAACAAUCAUGGCAUAUGGGCAAACUGGGACUGGAAAAACAUACACUGUUGGAAGGCUAGGUGAAGAAGAUGCAUCUGAUCGCGGGAUCAUGGUGCGGGCAAUGGAAGAUAUUCUUGCUGAAAUAUCACUGCAGAAUGACUCAGUAUCUGUAUCUUACUUGCAGCUCUAUAUGGAGGCUAUACAAGAUCUACUUGAUCCAACGAACUACAAUAUAUCCAUAGUUGAAGAUCCUAAAACUGGAGAUGUUUCAGUUCCUGGGGCUACUACCGUGGAAAUCAGAGACCAAAAAAAUUUUGUGCAACUACUUCAACUAGGUGCAUGUUAAAAGGCAAGUCAAGGGCAACAGUUCUGCUGUUUGUAAUGAAAAUGGCACAUCUCAAUUGACUAAAACCUUAGAGGCACCAACUGUUCGUGGAAGCAAACUAAUUGUUGUUGAUCUUGCUGGUUCUGAGCGUAUUGACAAGUCAGAUAAAGGUAGCACUCUUGG